Fonsecaea multimorphosa CBS 102226 is the source of this 2922-nucleotide messenger RNA. RefSeq lists its product as uncharacterized. Gene Ontology annotation, cellular component: plasma membrane. Lineage: Eukaryota; Fungi; Ascomycota; Eurotiomycetes; Chaetothyriales; Herpotrichiellaceae. Gene Ontology annotation, biological process: actin cytoskeleton organization. Gene Ontology annotation, molecular function: protein binding. Bases 1 to 2922 code for a protein of 973 amino acids. The transcript is spliced from 3 exons. The record is from RefSeq and is a predicted model, not a curated record.
AUGGCCACUUCUCUUCAGCAGCGCCCCCGGGCGGCUCUUCAGCCCGGUGACAUACUUGUCGCCAUCCAUGACUUUGACGCAAGAAGUGCUGAUGAGUUGACCCUCCGGAAAACCGAUCAAAUCGAGUUGGUUGAGUUGGACGAUGGCUUUGGCGAUGGCUGGUAUCUGGGGAAGCACCUUGGUACAGGAACAACGGGUCUGUUUCCUGGAGUCUAUACUGCUAAGCUUCCUCCAAACUUCGCACCUGUGGGCGCCCCAGCCGUCAAAAGCCCUCAAUUUCUUGGGAAACCAUCCACCGAGCCGAAGAGCGAGCCACUGGAACAAGCAAGCUCAACCACUGAUACCUCCAGACAACGAACACUCUCCUCGCCCCCACUGCCACAGUCUAAUCUACCUCUACGAAGCUCUGUACCGCCUUCUCCCACGUCAUAUAUUCACCGGAGCAUCGGUCAGGCAUUGUCAAGCAGAGCAAGUGGAGAGGAAAGCCCAGUCAUGAACGAGACACUAAGCGUUAUCAACGAACACAUCACAGACCUGAGCACACCACGUCAGAGCCUGUCCCCACCGCUGCCUUUGAAGGAGGACUCAGAGAGUGAAUAUAGCAGCCAUCUCGACCGAGCCUCAUAUAUCGCUGGCCCCGAGACUGAUAGCGAGGACAAUCCUCGCCCGACCGAAGCCGAUGUUAAGCAAUGGGAUGCGAGAGAAACGGCGGAAUACCUGAGAAGCCUGGGUGUUGACUCAAAACACUGCGACAUAUUUGAAGAGCAGGAGAUAACGGGCGAUGUCUUGCUGGAAAUGGACCAGUCCUUCAUCCACAUGAAGGAAUUCGAUUUUGGCCUGAUGGGCCGCCGUCUGAAGACAUGGCACAAGAUCAGAGACUUUCAGAAUCAGGUCCGCAGCGGCACAGCGUCGCGAAAGAGCAGCCUGAAACCGAAUGGCUCAAACGAGGACGUUGCUCGGGUCCAAGUCCGAGGCACUACCAUAUUGCCACGAAUACCGAGUCUGAUGGAACAACCGGGACUCUCUAUCCGCCAGACGCAGCACACCUUCCCACAUGUCAUACCUACCUCACCACCGUCUUCCGAGCAACCCAUGUCUCCAUCUUCUUUUACCCGAUCCCAGCUUGAACGAAGCACGCCCCCUUCCCCUUGGAGAGCUUCGAUGGCUGCUGAAUCCCCGACCCGACGGUCAGCCUCUUCGAUACGGGAACUGAAUUCGUCUCGACGCCAUUCCUCCAUCGACUUCGUAAAACCAGGAGUUCAGGAUACUUCGGCCCUAGGUGGCGCCAGUCUUUCUCCCCCACAUAAGAAAAAUGCAUCUUUCGAUAAAGAAUGGUCGAUGAGCAACGCAACUACUGCAAACACCGGUGGGAGUACCCCGUCGCUCAGGCUGCAUAUCAGUAAUCCUAUCACAAGCAUGGACCUGGAUGCAGAUGCAGAAUUUGGUGGCGAGCUUUCUACCUUUGAUCUCGACCGCGGCUACUUUAGUGGGAAUGAGGUCGACAAUAGAAAGGCGAGGACCCUACUCAAGAAGCGAGGAGGUAUGGAAAGUGCCAGCCAUUCCCGUCAAUCGAGCGUGCUCGAUGACUCAUCCAAGGAAGCUCUUGGCAUGAAACGACAUUCGCGACUCAGCAGCCUUGAUUCCAUCAGAGGCGCUCCCAUCUCUUCGGCCGCAAAAGCGUAUCACAGCAGAUCAUAUAAAGGACGGUUUCGUUCUGCAAGUGCGAGGAAUUUGACUACGCAGCGGUCUCCAAUUGCGCAGUCCCCGACAGUGACGAACUUGGAGGAUGAUGGUCUCUCAGCUCUAUCCUCGCCCAAAGCUAUUGGUGGACCAAUGUCUCCUGCUGCGGCAACAACAGCGCCCUGGACAUCGUCAACAAAGGCACGAAAGUUGUUGGGGAUCCGAGCAGCCUCUGAUGCCGUUACCGGACCUGAAAAGGAAGCCGCCAGUUCGUCAAACAUUACAUCUGACCCCUUAAGAGAGAGCCCUACCGCGUCACCUUCUGGGUCCCAAACUCCUUCUGCGACGUCGCGUAGCUUCGAAAUGGACAAUACGGACACCUCUUCGAAAGGUACAGCUGAACAGCUGGGCCCCUUAUUGCACACGAAAACCAUUGUACGUACCAAUCCAAAGACUAAGCGACAAACAAGCGCCUACACGAAAGGUUUGCUACAAUUAUCGCCUGCAGAGGCACGGAAGCAUUGUGACCAUUACGGUUGGAUGAAGAAAAGAUCUAGCGGCAUUGUGUCACAGUGGAAACCCAGGCUGUUCAUCCUCCGAGGCCGUCGGUUGUCGUAUUACUACUCAGAGAACGACAAAGAGGAGAAAGGUAUUAUCGAUAUAUCUGGACAUAAAGUUCUUGUCACUACGGCCGACCCGAUCACCUCACUUCAAGCCACCAUAACUGGAACAAAAUCCACACCUUCCAUCAGUGCCUCUGGAUCGUCUACGGAGACUUCGCCCAAUGUCACGCGCAGCACAGGUGGAAACGCGCCUUUCUAUUUCAAGCUUGUUCCCCCCAAGGCGGGAACUUCAAGAGCAGUACAGUUCACAAAGCCCACCAUUCACGUUUUCCAAGUUGACAACAUCACUGCGGGAAGGAAGUGGAUGGCUGAGAUUUUGAAAGCCACCAUCGAGCAUGAUCUAGCAAACUUUGAGACCACGAACCGGCAAAAAACCAUCAGCUUGGCCAAAGCUCGGGCAAGAAAAGAACGACCCCCGGCCCUCAAAGGCACAGAAGAUAUAGCCGAGUUGGCUGAGAUGCCAACGCCACGGGACGAGAAGGGUGAGAGCGAGAGCGGCUUGAAUAUAAAAGGAUUGGAUUUCAACGAGUCGGACAUGAAUCUUCAAUUAGGCACAGGUCUGACGAGCGGGACGACAGCACGUCCCGAGGAUGAUGCGGAGCGGGAAAUAAAGACAUGA